Patiria miniata (bat star) is the source of this 2937-nucleotide messenger RNA. RefSeq names its product aromatic-L-amino-acid decarboxylase-like. Bases 267 to 1871 code for a protein of 534 amino acids. Lineage: Eukaryota; Metazoa; Echinodermata; Asteroidea; Valvatida; Asterinidae. The transcript is spliced from 12 exons. Gene Ontology annotation, molecular function: carboxy-lyase activity; pyridoxal phosphate binding. Gene Ontology annotation, biological process: amino acid metabolic process. The record is from RefSeq and is a predicted model, not a curated record.
GGAGAGGGACCGCCAGUCAGACUUGUACUUCGUUCUCUUAAUCCGAGCUCGCCCACUUUGGAGAGGAGUCCCAAUCCCUUUCUCGGAGUGGGCGAGGCUUAGCCCAGACCGUCUGGGAACCGGGCGGUAAGGGAUCUCAAGAAUAAGGCCAACAAACACGUUGCAUCCGCGAAGAAACGCUGCAAUGGCGGCCCGUUGCUGUGGGUGAAAGUCGUUCAGUCCCAGUCUGUCCGAAGCAGUAUUGAAGGCUCCAACGAAUUCUGCAGAUGACCCACUGGCAGCAUCCUCAUUUCCACGCCUACUUUCCCGGUGGCAACUCCUACCCCUCGAUGCUGGGCGAGUUACUCACAGCCGGUCUUGGCAGCAUCAGUUUUACCUGGAUCGCAAGUCCCGUAAUGACGGAGUUGGAGACGGUUAUGAUUGAUUGGGUAGGACGCAUGAUGGAUCUACCAAAGGAACUGCUGCCGUACACCGAGGGGGGUACAGGGGGAGGGGUCAUCCAGGGCUCCUCCAGCGAGUGUACCCUUGUGUGUAUGUUUGCGGCCAGAACCAAAACCAUCACUGCCUUGAAGGAGACCCACCCAGGGGAAGAUGACUGCAUCCUGCUGUCCAAGCUGGUGGCCUAUUUCUCGGAAGAGGCUCAUUCGUCGGUGGAGAAGGCGGCCAAUAUUUCCUUCGUCAAGAGACGCAUUUUGCCGACCGACGAUAAGUUUUCGCUCCGCGGAGAGACUCUGCGUGAAGCCGUGGAGAAGGAUAUAGCAAGCGGAAUGGUUCCGUUCUUUGUUUGUGCGACCAUGGGAACAACAGGCAGUGCAGCCGUGGACAACAUUGAGGAGAUCGGGCAAGUCUGCGCAGAGAAGGACCUAUGGCUUCACGUGGACGGCGCGUACGCCGGUAACGCACUCAUCUGCCCGGAGUACAGAUAUCUACUCAAAGGAUUCCAGAAUGUGAUGUCAUUCAACUACAACCCUAUCAAGUGGAUGCACGUCGGCCUGGACUGCUCGGUCAUGUGGGUGAGGAACAAGUACUACUUAGUAGACGCACUCUCCAUCAACCGCAUCUACUACAUGGAGGACGAACAAGAGAAACACUUGCUGGACUACCGGAACUGGACCGUUCCCCUGAGCAGGCGAUUCCGAUCACUGAAACUGUGGUGCGUUAUCAGAACGUAUGGCGUGGAAGGACUGCAGGAGUACAUACGAUCGCACGUGGCGUUGGCCAAGAUGUUGGAGUCUUGGGUGCGUGCGGACGACAGGUUCGAGGUUGUCGGCACUGUGGAGUUCGGCCUGGUGUGCUUCAGGCUCAAGGGGGAGAACAACUUGACGGAAUUCCUCCUCCAACGAAUCAACCAGUCCGGCAAGGCCCACAUGGUUCCCGCCUCCCUCAAAGGGAAAUACGUCAUCCGUUUCACCCCCGCAAACUGGUACUACUCCGAGGAGUUCACCAAGAAAACCUGGGACAUCAUUACCGACUUCGCCGAGGUGGUGCUCCGAAAACACCGAGAAGCCACCCAGCGUUUCCAGAAGCUGCUGGCCAAGUACAAGGACCACGCCCGGGCCAGGCACGAGUCCGCCUCCGGCGGGGACGUCUUCGAGGAAGAGGAGGAUCAUUCUUGGAACGGGGUCCUCCGCAAGUUGGGGUACCGAACCAAGCUCUCUGACUCCUGCGGGGCACCGGCUAGGCGACAGUCUUCCCUUGAAGAAGUCCCGGAAGAUUCUACUCUGGAUGAUGUUCAACAGAAUGAAGCAGGAUCUUCAAGUUAUCGUAUAAAGCGGGCCCUCAGAAGUGAGAGUUCCUUCCGGUCACUGAGCCUUUAUGGCGACGAGUCGACCAGGCCGGUCAAGCAACCCAGCGAAACGCUCUUUUCGUAGAUUUUUUUCGGGGUUGUUGUUGACAAAUUACCCGAUUAGCUACUCCCUUUUUCUAGCAUGAGUGUCAUAUUAAUCAUACAACGUAAAGUUUUCUAGGUGUUGGACAUACUUCUUUCUAGUGUUAUACAUCAAUAACGAUAAAACAGUAAUAUUACUUUUAUAACGAUUAAUGUUUUUGCGUAUUGCACUCGUUCUUUAUUAUGUGAUUUUUUUUUAUUGGUUGGUACGAACUUAUAAGUAUGUGUCGCUACAUGCGAAUGCGACUCCAGCUGCUUCAACUGCUAUCGGUACAAAUAUGUUUUAAUUUGAUCACUGAUUGAAACCUAAGCAAGCUCGUGUUAUUCAUAAGAUAACAUUUACGUCGGCGUGAUGUAUAUUCAAUAUUGGGUUUUUGGCCUUGUGUAUACUCAGUGUUGCCCCCGAGUAGUUGUGAGAAUAAAGUCACUUGGGUGGGACUCGAACCCACGACCUCCUGCUUACUAGCGCAGACGUCUAACCACUCGACCACCGAGCUUGCCGGGGUUGGCUGGCUGGUUGGAAUCAGAUAUAGCAGUGGGUACCGCAAUGAAACUUUUCAUACCAUGGAAUUUGCGUCGGGGUGAUGUACAUGUACGUUAAAGGGAUAAGUGUUGUACUUUUAUGCGUGAUAACAUCGCAUUAAUUUAACAUAUAUAGUAGAUGUCAUCUAAUAAUUGUUAUUACCUCCGCAAGGAGGUUAUGUUUUCAUCUGAUUCGGUUACUAGUUUGUUGGUUGUUUGGUUGUUUGGUUGGUUGGUUGAUCUGUCUGUAAAAAAUAAUAUACUCAGAAAGUUAUGGACGGAUUUGCAUGAAAAAAAGGUAGGGGUGGUCCUUGGUACAAAUACAAAUUGAUUAGAUUUUGGAAGUGAUCCGGACCUGGGUCUGGACCCAGGAUUUGUUAUUAUUAAUUCUUCACCAUUUAUGCGAGUAUUUCUCUUGGGUGUACUGACAAUAUAUGGCGGGGAACUGUUUAGCCUUGGCGGAGGUUUGCGCUAUCUGAGAGCUUUCUAUAGUUUCCUUAUAUAAAGACUAGUGUAUUCAUACCGUA